Sebastes umbrosus (honeycomb rockfish) is the source of this 1283-nucleotide messenger RNA. RefSeq names its product sterile alpha motif domain containing 10a (gene samd10a). Gene Ontology annotation, molecular function: protein binding. The transcript has 5 exons. NCBI's taxonomy places the organism in Eukaryota, Metazoa, Chordata, Actinopteri, Perciformes, Sebastidae. Gene Ontology annotation, biological process: cell surface receptor protein tyrosine kinase signaling pathway. Gene Ontology annotation, cellular component: cytoplasmic side of plasma membrane. The coding region runs from base 417 to 944 and encodes 175 amino acids. The record is from RefSeq and is a predicted model, not a curated record.
CAGGGCCCCGGGGCUGCACUUUGAGCUGCAUGAGAGCUGCAUGAGCAGGCUCUUGAGAAAAAGACGCGCGUCUGAUUCUCACGACACACAUAUAUAAAAAACCACAGCGCGCACCACCGAGCCAGAGGAACCAGUCAGUCAGCCAGCUGGGAGGAGGAGGACAUUCAUUCCUGUCGUGUGUUCAACAACUUCACUACACAGUCUGACACCAGCAGCAGCAGCAGGAGUAGUGAAUGACACCUUGGGACGACGUGACCUGGUUUUAUUCUCCCAGUCAGACCAGUAGGACUUGAUGUGGAGCGCUAUUCCUCCUGUCAGACCUCACUGAAACUUUAGUCAGUGAACACAACGCAGCGGAGAGGCGCACCGGAGACGAUGGGAGACUCUCACUAGAUCCACUACUGCACGGAAACACCAUGGCUGUAGACGCGGCAUCCAGUUUCAGUUUCUGCAGGCCAGCUGUGGAGUACAGGGCUCUGCCCGAGGACUUCAAGCACCAGCUGAGUCGACGGACAGGUGGGAAUCUAACCUGGCAUGACGGGCGCGGGCAGAAAACUGCAGGAGGCAGGACGGUGAAACUGCUGCAGCAGCCCGGCACAGAGGCCCUGCAGUACCGCUCCAGUGACAAUUAUGGGAUAUAUCACACAAGCCCGACACAGCCCAGCCUGAUUCGCCCCGUCGUGCUCUGGUCACAGCAGGAUGUUUGUAAAUGGCUGAAGAAACACUGUCCACACAACUACCUGACCUACGUGGAGGCGUUCUCCCAGCACGCCAUCACAGGCCGUGCGUUGUUGCGUCUGAACGGGGAGAAGCUGGAGAGGAUGGGACUAGUGCAAGAAACUCUCCGGCAGGAGUUGCUGCAACAGGUGCUGCAGCUUCAGGUGCAGGAGGAGGGACGCAACCUGCAGCUGCUCAGCAGAGGUUCCUUUGGAAGGAUAUCGUAGCUGAUCAAAUGCUGAAAGAAGUGGAUGCCGUGGAAUUAUGGAAUAUUUACCCAAAUAAACUCAAAUGUGAAUCAGAUCUGUGGGACAAAUCCAUCCAGCGAGCAGCAAUAUCCAGAGUUAUGUUGUCGAGUGGAAGUUGGCAGCCUUUCAUUCUGCACGACGAACAGACAUUAUCUUUGCGGACUGACUAUGAACUGUGAUGAAAAAGCACCGAGACAAUCUGCUCUGUCAAUUUAUUGUGUGACUAAUUAUUAACUAUUUCUCUCUUACUGUCUCUACCUCUUUCUCUCUAUAUCAUUUUUUUUAUAUAUGUCAGAAAGCAAAACAAAUAAAUAAAAA